Talaromyces proteolyticus is the source of this 4898-nucleotide messenger RNA. RefSeq names its product hypercellular protein HypA. The coding region runs from base 212 to 4657 and encodes 1481 amino acids. The transcript is spliced from 3 exons. Lineage: Eukaryota; Fungi; Ascomycota; Eurotiomycetes; Eurotiales; Trichocomaceae. Gene Ontology annotation, cellular component: trans-Golgi network. The record is from RefSeq and is a predicted model, not a curated record.
GUCUUAUUAGUAUCGUUGAUCCUCUGGUUCACGCCAUGCUGCAAUAACACCUGGUCUUCUUUCUCCAUUGACUGUAAUAUAAAUCAACGAGCAUUCAUUGGUAUCUCACCUAUCUCAUGGUCCUCCCACAUGAUUUCUAGCGGUCAACCAUUGUUGUGGAAACAGUCUGGUAUACAACAGACUGGUUCCGCACUGCGGAAUACCAACCACCAUGGGAGUCGACCCCCUCUCUCCUGUUGCGCCCGUACGCUUGAAUGUGCUCUUAUUGCCCGUCGGUAAGAUCAGGCGAUCGAGAUUCCUGGCCUUCGCUGCGAGACUACAAGCUGAGAAACAUGUUCGCCUCGGCGAUGUUAGUCCGGACACACGCCCAAAUCGCAACACAUUUACGCCAUUAGCAUUUCCCAAUGGAAUGAUCCUAUACAACAUAUCCUUCUCGGUGCCGCCCACCUCACAUUUAGAGCUAUUUCCCUUCGAAGUUUUCCGAGAACCAUUGGUCGUCAUUGCUAUUGCAGACGGUGUGGAACUACACAAUGACAAACCUGACAACGAGGAAAAUUCUCAGAAAGGAGACAGUCAUCCCAGACCCGAUGGCUUAGGUGACCUUGUACGAGAGCUAGAAUGGAUCAAGGAGCAUAAUCCUAAGGCUCUCGUCAGCCAAUUGCUCAUAUUCGAAUAUGAAGGCAUAAACAAAUUGACAAGUGGGCCAGAUGAGGUUACAUGGGUGCCUGGUCCUCAAUCUUCGAGACCGACAACCAUCAAAACUGUCCUAUGCGAUAUCACUUCCGUGCUGCUCGGGGAACUAGACGAGUUUGCAAAGCUUAUGCAAAGCAUCCCCGCUAUUGAUUCGCCAAAGGCUUCCUCAUGGGGUCCUCGUCGAGCCCCAGAGCUGCGACCAAGCCCUGUUGAUAAGCUCAUGCACAGAAUGACUAUGCCUGCCCAACUUCCAGUAUCCAAUGGGGACUCGGAAUCAGCAGCCAGCUCUAGUAGAUCCUCACCAGCUCCUAGGGGUCAUGACUCACCAACCACGUUCGACGAAAUCACUCGAUCUAUACAAGUUGCCAAUCGCUCAAAUUCUACCGGGAGACCUCCAUCUUCUAAGGAAACUAGUCGUGAUCGAAUGUCUGUCCAGGGACUUAGUGCUGCAGACCGCACAAAAAGCAGAAUAAAAGGCCGGCUUGGCGUUGUAAUUGGUACUCUCUACCUACAGACUGGACGAUGGCCAGAUGCCUUAAAGGAACUUGUUGAAGCUGCCACGAUGGCCCGAGCUAGCAGUGACUAUGUCUGGCACGGGAAAGCUCUAGAAUCCAUUCUUUUGUGUCUUUUAAUGUUCGGCUGGGCAGGAAUGGACUUUCAGAUUCCCCAAAUUUGCUAUCCUGUCGCAGAGAAAUCUAGCUCUAAAUCAUCGUACGCGGGCUCUGUCAACGUCACCCAGGAUUCAUCAGGACCUGGCCAGUCGAUUCCAGGAAAUCGAUCUAUAUCCUUACAGAAUUUGGCUAAUCUAGUCCCUGACCUUUGCAACAACAUCAUCAAUUUAUAUAAUCGUGCUUCUAUCAUAACAGAUGAGCCUUUGCCAGCCUUGGUCUUUUCGGAAACAGUUAUACGUUUAUCGCGUCUACUUUCUGCAAUCAGGUUAAGGGAUGGCAGUCUGGAUGACGAUGCAUUGAGACAUGUUGUCAUGAAUGAACGUCUUGUAUCGGUGCAACAACCAGAGCGGCCACGAGGAGCGCCCAUUUUGAAAAAUACCGAAAUAGCCAAUUUUCUAUUCCGUGCUUUACCUCUCCAGGCCAACGCGGAAUUACCUACGACCGAUGCAGUGCCGAUUCUUGUUGGUAUAGCUUCCGUCCUGUCGACCUUGGGCCUUCCUCGUAAGAAAGCAAUGGUUCUCAAAGAAUUGAUAACACUUAUGGUUCCGGGUUUAGUAGAGGCUCGGAAAAUUGGCGCCGCCGAAGUUGGAAUACACCCCGCUGCAGGUCUCUCGUCUUUGAACGAUACUGCUUUUGAAAUAAAUGCACUAGAUGCAGGUCGCGGGAGCAUGGAGGAAAGCACACGUGCUCUUUUGGCCUUAAUUGGAGAGACAUAUGGGAUCCAGCCUUCUAUAUAUCAAGAACAUAAAAGAAGCAAAACCACGUCCAGGCCCUCAUCGGCUAUAAACGGCGAAAUAAGUGAGAAGGAGCAUGACUCUAUUGCAUCUAUAGCUGACCGCUCUUUCCGUCAUGUUACGCUCGGUGGUUGUGGCGACUUGAAUUUGAAAAUUGCCAUCCUCAGACUGUCAAUCAAUCUCUGCGAAGCACUCCCCGACUUUGAAGGUGUUCUUCAGUAUACCGUGGAACUCCUUCAAACAAUUCGAGGACAUCUGAUGCUCCCAGAAACAAAUGAAUCCCCGCCUAUACUUUCUCCGGAUGAACAGAUGCGACUCCUCAACAACAUAAAACGAACUGUUGGUGCGGCACGUACAUUAGGUGCGGCUCAUCUUGAGUCAGAGUACUGGGAUGACUUUCUGGUCCGCGGUAUUGUGCUUCUUGAUGUACCGGAAUUCAAAAAACCUUUCCGAAGAUCGAAGAAAGAUUUGCAUGCCGCGAACGUUCCAACUGAAAAAUCGAAAAACGACCCAUUUCUUUACAAUCCAUUUGCUAAGUUGGAUAAUAAGACAUCUGAUUCAUUAAUGAUUGCCAAAGAAUCUGCAACAUUCAAAGUGACACUUCAAAACCUCUACGAGUUCGACCUGGACAUAGAAAGUUUACGCCUGCAUAGUGAUAAUGGUGCUUUGAAAGCCCAAGUAUCGAAUAUUUCGAUCCCUCCUCUAUGUUUGUAUAAUAUCCUAGUUCCAGGUGUGGCAGAAAAAGAAGGUACAUUAAGCAUCAGCGGUUGUACUGUCAAGGUGAGGAAUUGUCGAUCACGAACAUUUCCAAUAUUCGCGAAACUCUGGCAACCGACCCCUGAAACAAAACUCAAACGGACCGGCUUAGCAGCGAAAGAGCCCUUCACAGAACGGCCUCUAUCAUGGAGUUCAACCGUUUCAAAAGACGGAAAGGGUUUAGUCAAACUCGGGCCAGAAACUCAUACCUGCACAGUCAAGGUUAUUCCCGAGCAGCCCUCAGUCGUCGUACAUUCAACGUCUCUAUCUCAAUCAGCAAUGAUGAUUUUAGAAGGCGAAUACCGAUCUUUCGACAUAACUUUGCAUAACACUUCAUCAUGUGCCGUUAAUUUUAUUCUUUUCACUUUCCAAGAUUCAACAACUCGUCAGCUACAGGGUGCUUUGGGCAAUAAGGAUCUACUGCCUGCAGAAGUAUAUGAGCUUGACCUCCAGUUAUCCUCAAAACCCUCCUUAUCAUGGAUACGACAUGGCCAAAAUCUAGGUGAUGUCAUGAUUGAGCCGGGACAACUAGCUACUUUCACCGUGGAAGUGUUUGGUAAACCUGGGUUACAGGAUGCUGUUGUCCAGAUUGAUUACUGUCGUCUAGAAAGCCCCACGGAUGGAAUUCCUGAAACGUUCUAUACUCGGCAACUCUGUGUUCCUGUGACGGUAACAGUGAACGCAAGUGUUGAAAUUGCACGCUGUGACAUUGUCCCUAUUCCAGGCGAUAUUGCUUUUUUCAACAAGCGAUCAGGAGCAUCGGCAGCAUCAUUAGACGUUGAUCAACCAAAAUCCUCACCUUUGUUAGAAAGCUACUCUUCUCAAGUGACCACUGCUCUUUCUCGUCUCGGUGGGGACUCGUAUGGAUCAGAUCACUGUCUUGGGGUUUUAGACCUUCGUAAUGCAUGGCCUAACCCCCUUGCCGUUGCUUUUGAUGUGUUCCAAAAACCAUACGCGGAGUCGAAAAAUUCAAAUGAUGAUAUAGCCACGAUUGUCACUGGCAUUCUUCAACCUGGGCAAAUUUCUCGCUUUAUUCUUGUCCUUCCACGGAUCUUUUUGGACAAUGCUCAUGCAGCCAUUCCAACCUUACACUCUACCGUACGAAGACAGUUCGUGGUUAGUGCAAACAAACUUACCUUUGAAGGCGAGGCAGCGUCUAGAGAGGCGUUUUGGUUCCGUGAGGAAUUCUUGAAACGCAUUCAAGGCUCGUGGAAAGAGGAAUCGACUGGUCGGGAAGGCAAUAUAGACCUCCGAAGUAUAAGAUUUAACCCAAGGAUGGUGGACGCAAUGCGUCUUGAAGAUGUCGAAAUAACAUUUUCCUUGUCUUCUUUCGAUGAAAAACAACCUGUUUCCCAAACAAAAGUAUCAAAAUUUGUCGCUAAAACCAAUGAUUUCCUCACACUCACAGUAGAAAUUGUCAAUCGAUCUUCCAGACCAAUACACCCCUUGCUGCGUAUACAGCCUGGUCUUCAUAAUCAGCCAGGAACCAUUGCACUUGAUUUAGCAAAACGGCUUGCAUGGACUGGUAUGCUACAAAGGGCUCUGCCUGUAUUGGCUGGUGGUGAAAAGACAAGUGCCACUUUGGGAGUCACCGUGUUGUGCCGAGGGGAAUAUGACUUUGGGGCUAGCGUGGAAGAAGUACGGCUUAUGAAGCCGAUUCCGGUGGGCAAAGGUGCUUCUCCUUCAAUGGAGGGGAAUACCAGUGACGAAAUGAUCAUACCGGACACAUUUGGUGCAGAUACGAUUAAAACAAGACAUAUAUGGCAUGCAAGAGAACAUUGUAUACUUGCUGCUCAUGACUGACAGCAUUUACCUUGUUCAACGCCGAUUUCCUGCUGAUCGCAUGGUGUGUUGCAGUAUUAUCCUUGAAAUACCCAGGCUGUUUAUAUAUAUAUUUAUUUAUUCAUUUACUCGUCGACUUAAAAGGAGUCCUUAACGAUAUCAUGCUGAUGUAAUUAAGUUUGAAAUAGGAUACCGGUGUGUCCAUAUAUAUACUUUAGUCAUUAACGUGCAAUUCUACAUGUAGUGAUAUCUGCAAACUUUC